Diceros bicornis minor is the source of this 2378-nucleotide messenger RNA. Its product is annotated as peptidyl-prolyl cis-trans isomerase E-like. The record is from RefSeq and is a predicted model, not a curated record. Gene Ontology annotation, biological process: protein peptidyl-prolyl isomerization. Bases 1 to 369 code for a protein of 122 amino acids. Gene Ontology annotation, cellular component: intracellular membrane-bounded organelle. Lineage: Eukaryota; Metazoa; Chordata; Mammalia; Perissodactyla; Rhinocerotidae. The transcript is spliced from 4 exons. Gene Ontology annotation, molecular function: peptidyl-prolyl cis-trans isomerase activity.
AUGCUAGUAGAUGUGAAGUGGGAUCUCACUGCACGUUUUCCUGUCUUGUCCCCAGAGAACUUCCGUUGCCUGUGCACCCACGAGAAGGGCUUUGGCCUCAAGGGGAGCAGCUUCCACCACAUCAUCCCCCAGUUCAUGUGCCAGGGCGGCGAUUUCAGAAACCACAACGGCACCGGGGGCAAGUCCAUCUACGGGAAGAAGUUUGAUGACAAAAACUUUAUCCUCAAACACACGGGACCAGGCCUGCUCUCCAUGGCUGACUCCGGCCCAAACACAAGUGGCUCCCAGUUCUUCCUGACGUGUGACAAGACGGAUUGGCUGGAUGGCAGGCCCAGGGCAGCAAGGAUGGGAAGCCAAAGCAGAAGGUGAUCAUCUCCGACUGUGGGGAGUACGUGUGACGGGCGCUUUCUCUGCGCUGCCACUGUGUAUCCAGGAGCUGUCAGCCCCGGGGGACCAGCGCCUGAGGGUGUCCCGUGUGCAACAAGCAGGGUUUGUGUCAUGGCCCUUCCUCGGGGUCAGCGUGGGCAGCUCCUCUGCAGGCACGGCCUGGGCUUGCUCUGGGCUCUUUCCCAAGCGUGGCCAUGGGCCUGGGAGCUGGCACAGGUGCCACUCUCCCCACCCUGGACGGCUGUGUGUGGCCUUUUCCAGGCCUUUGCUGCCAGGGCCUCUCCUGGGCCCACCAGUGUGGCUCCCGGAAGCUUCUUGUAAAAUAAAUCCUAGUUCUUGUACUGCUACCUGCCAGCCAGGUCCCAGGUGUUUUUGGAAGUUGCAGCUCUGACUGGGCCGUCCAGCUGUGAGACACCAGAGCACCUCCCCUGCUGCUGCUUCCGUCCUCCCCAGGCUGUCCCAGAAGCAUGUCCUUGUGGGACCACUGCAGGGCAGCAGAGGUCAGAGUUGGUGCACAAGUACCUUUGUCUCCUGUCUCUCCUGCUGCCAGGUAGGUGAGUUGGGUUAGCCAGGCUCCAUUCCUGCCCUCACGCCUGCUUGUCUUGAGCCUAGUGGGUACCCGUAAUGAGUCUUAGUGACCCAUUCCCGUGUUACUCAUUUGCUGAACCAGUAGUCACAAUGUACUACUGCAGAGUGCCCAGGCCCUUCUUUUGCCAGGCCUAUGCUUGGUGCUGGGGAGACGUAAGAAACGAGCCAGAGGUGGUUCCAACUUCCCUCCCUGCCCCAGUCUCACCUGGAAGUCGAACUCUGGCGCCACAAUUUGUAGCUUGUGCUGGGCUGGUCCCUUGCCCUACGCUGGUAUUUGGCUCACCAGGCCACCUCACAGCAUCUCUCAUGUGCUGAGGCUGAGCCCCGGCAGUCACCAGAGACCUCCUUCAGGGCUACACCUGCUCCCCUGCCGCCUGUCAGUAGCUCUGCCUCGAUCAAGUCUCAACACUCAGAAACUGCUGGGCUGGGCUGGUUCUCGUUUUGGGUUGAGAUCAGGUUGAGCCUGGCAGGGAGGGGAGAAACCUGCUGGCCCGUGGCCCCAGUGACCCCAGUGACCCCAGGCCAGCUGCUAUGGAGGGAUGGAUGCUAGCCCUACCCCUGGCAGCCUGGGUCUCUGCCUUCAGGUAGGGCUUCUACCUUUUUGGUUUGCUGGGGCCCACUCCUGUGGCUGGAAUCCACUGCCUGCAGUAUUCCUAGCAGGGCCCCUCGCUCCUAACCUAGGUGUCCCUCUCACUGGUGGUCAGUCAUAGCUGUCAGGAUAGGCAGCAGUGAGGCCAGGAGUAGGCCAGCUGCCCAGGGCUGGUGUGACAUCCAGGAGGGAAGAGGAUGUGUGUGAAGUACUCAGCAUGGCUGGCUCUGGGGAUGAUGUGGGGAGAGGGAGCAGGCUGGCCCAAGGCCCCAGCAGGGAUGACUGGUCACAUAGCCCUGUGGAACAAGGGGCGAGGUUGUGGGACCUUGACACUUGCUGUGCUUCCCUGGUUGCACUGAGAAGGUGGGACCAGUGGACUGGCCAGGAGGCCAGUGGGCGAGAACCAUCAGGUGGUGAUAGCACACCCUGUGCUGUGCAAGGGCCUCCCCAGAAGUUACCCCACUGGGUCCACCCAUGACCCUUGUAUGGGUGGUGACCUGAGCCACAGAGGUGAGGUGCCUGGUCCAGGGAUUCCAGACUAAUGGCCAGCCCGGUGUCUAUGCAAGUGUUGUCUCUGUGACCUGAGUACCUGGCUGCCUGGCUUCCUGAUGCUGGGCAGGGCUCGGGGUGGUAGGGUCAUGGGGGCCCCACACCUGCCCUCUGGGGAAAGAAAGGUGAGACCUGGUUUGUAAGUGAUAGUACUAAGGCAGAAGUCAAGGGAUGGAAUGCUACUACACAUUAUGUUUUCAAAGAAUGUUUAAUAACAGAAAAUUUUGAAAUAUAUCAUAGAUUGAAUAAAUCAGAUCACCCAGCA